Molecule: messenger RNA, 2181 nt
Organism: Merops nubicus (carmine bee-eater)
Lineage: Eukaryota; Metazoa; Chordata; Aves; Coraciiformes; Meropidae
Product: zinc finger CCCH domain-containing protein 13-like
Exons: 5
Source: RefSeq, a predicted model, not a curated record
ACCAGAGAGCGAGCUCGCCGGCGCGACACCAGGGACGAGGCGACGACCUGGAGCGAGAGGAGAGGAGAGAAGAGCGAAGGGCAGAGCGGGCUGAGGAGAGGAGGGAUGAGAGGGCCCGGGAGAGAGAGCGGGAGCGGGAGAGGGACAGGGAGAGAGAGCGGGAGCGGGACAGGGAGAAGGACAGAGAGCUGGAGAGAGAUCGUGCUCGGGAGCGGGAGAGAGAGAGGGACAAGGAGAGGGAGCGGGAGCGGGACAGGGAGCACGACAGGGACAGGGAGAGGGAGAGGGAGAGGGACAGGGACAGGGGGAGGGACAGGGAGAGGGAGAAGGAGCGAGAGCGGGAGCGGGAGGAGCGCGAGAGGGAGCGAGAGCGAGAGCGGGAGAGAGACCGAGAGCGAGAGCGGGAGAGAGAGAGGGAGAGAGGCCGAGAGAGGGACAAGGAGAGAGAGCGGCAGAGAGACUGGGAGGAGAGAGACAGAGGAAGGGAAGAGCGCCGGGAAAAGAGAGACGACCUCCGAGAGGAAAGGAGCUCCAGAGAUGUCCACGAGGAAAGAAAAUCCAAGAAGCGUCACAGAACUGAAAGCAGCCCCAGUCCUCGUCAGUCGCCCAAGCGCCGCCGUGAGCACUCUCCCGACAGCGACGCCUACAACAGCGGGGAGGAUAAGAGUGACAAGCACAGGCUCCUGAGCCAGGUUGUGCGGCCCCAAGACUCCCGGUCCCUGAGCCCCUCGCACGCCACAGACGAGCGGCAGAGUCGCUGGAGAGAGGAGGAGCGAAAGUCGGACAGGAAGGAGAGUUCCCGGCGCUACGAGGAGCCAGAGUUCAAGGAGAGGAUUUCCUCCUCGGACAAGCAGAGAGAGCAGCCAGAUGCCUCAGAGAGCUCCCGGUCGAGGGCUCAGGAAAACGCUGGACACCGUCCCUCUGAAGAGAGAGAGGCCUCCGACAGAGCGCACGAUGACGGCAAGAAGAAGUCGAAGAUCCAGAAAAAGGCCACCAAGAAGAAGAAGGAGGAUGAGGGUGGGGGGGAGAGGUAUGCUGCUGAGUCGACGACGGAGGAGAGCCAGGUGUUCUCACCUAAAAAAGCUCAAAAGAAGAAGAGCGUAGAGAAAAAGCGGAAGAGAUCAAAGGGUGAUUCUGAAGUUUCAGAUGAAGAGCUUGUCCCACACCAUAAAAAGAAGAAAGGCCCAAGAACCCCUCCAGUAACAAAGGAGGAGUUGGUUGAGGCGCCACCGGAGAAACCUGUGGCAGAAGUUCCUCAGAAGAGAGAGGAGACAACAUUUAGUGACUGGUCAGAUGAAGACGUUCCUGAACGGGGUGAGAUGGUCGUUCCAGAAAGGAGCACUGAGGACUCCCACAGGAAAAGUCACAGGACAAGGGCAGAAAAGGUGGAAGCCCCUCACGUCACCCUCGGGGAUGGGCCCCACCGUAAAGCCGUGGAGCAGAAGCGCAGCAGCAGCCUGGGCAGCACUCGCAGCCACGCCUCGAGCAGACUCCGCUCCCCUUCCAACGAGUCAGCUCAUCGCAGUGGGGACGACCAGGCUGGGAGGAGGAGGAUCCUGCACAGCAGCUCCAGGGACAGGGAGAGGGAGAGGGAGAAGAGGAGUCUGGAGAUCGCUGGGGAGAGGAAGUCCAGGAUCGACCAGCUGAAGCGAGGAGAACCCAGUCGCAGCACAUCGUCAGAUCGCCAGGACUCGAGGAGCCACAGCUCCAGGAGAAGCUCUCCCGAGUCGGAUCGCCAGGGCCACUCCAGGUCGGGCUCCUUCGACAGCAGGGAGAGGCUGCAGGAGCGAGAGCGGCACGAGCAGGAGCGGGAGCGGGAGAGGGAGAGGAGGGAGGGGAGGCCGAGGGAGCGGGAGCGGGACGGGGACAAGGACUGGCCGAGGAGCAGGGAGCGGGAGAGGCUGCGGGAGCGGGAGCGGGAGAGGAGGCGGGAGCUGGAGCGGGACAGGGAGAGGCAGCUGCCCGAGCCUGCCGAGAGGGAGAGAGACAGAGCCCUGGACGCCGCUCAGAAAGAGCCCCCGAAGCACGGCGAGGCCAAACCGGACAGGGAGCACGAGAAGGAGUUUGAGGGGGGCUGUCGAGAGGCGGCUGCGUCGGAGAAGGAACGGGCAGACAAAGAGCUGGGGCCUUCACAAGGCUUUGAAGAUGGAAACGAGGCUGAGAAGGUGGAGAGUUUGGAAG